Phragmites australis (common reed) is the source of this 2190-nucleotide messenger RNA. Its product is annotated as cleavage stimulating factor 64-like. The transcript has 10 exons. Lineage: Eukaryota; Viridiplantae; Streptophyta; Magnoliopsida; Poales; Poaceae. Gene Ontology annotation, molecular function: mRNA binding. The record is from RefSeq and is a predicted model, not a curated record. Gene Ontology annotation, biological process: mRNA 3'-end processing. Gene Ontology annotation, cellular component: mRNA cleavage and polyadenylation specificity factor complex. Bases 194 to 1720 code for a protein of 508 amino acids.
CCUCACUACAAUAAACGAACACCACGCCACAGCCGCGAGACGCAUCCAUCGGCAUCUCUCGACGGAAAUAGCAAGCGCCACCCGCCCAGCCGCGCUGACCCUCGCCUCCGCGCCCGGCCCGGCCUCGCGCCCCGCACCUGCGCCGCCUGCAGCAGAUGCCGAGCCGCCCUGCCGCCGUCGACCUCUGCUGAGCAUGGCCGCCGCUCCCGCGGGCGCCCAGAACCGCUGCGUCUUCGUUGGUAACAUUCCAUACGAUGCGACGGAGGAGCAGCUUGUGCAGAUUUGUGAAGAAGUCGGCCCAGUCGUAUCCUUCAGAUUGGUUAUUGAUAAAGAAACUGGAAAGCCAAAGGGUUAUGGCUUUUGCGAGUACAAGGAUGAGGAGACUGCUCUAAGUGCACGCCGCAACCUUCAGGGUUAUGAGAUUAAUGGUCGUCAGUUGCGUGUUGAUUUUGCUGAAAAUGGGAGGAAUACUGACAGAAAUAGAGAAAAGGGUCGUGGAGGACCAGGAAUGGCAUCUAGUGUUGAUACUCAGAAACAAUUAACUGGGACUUUUGUUGUUGGAGAUACAAGCCAUCAGCCUGUUGGUCUUCCACCGGCAAUACAUGCUGCAUCUGUAAUGGCUGGCGUUCUUGGUGCCGCUCAAACUGCAAAUGUUCAAAACGGUUUACCUGUCCAGUAUGGACUUGGAAACGACCCUCUUACUCAUUAUUUGGCCAGAAUGUCAAGGCAUCAGUUGCAUGAAAUCAUGGCUGAAUUGAAGUCCUUAACUACUCAAAAUAAGGAACUUUCCAAAAAUUUGCUGCAAGGAAUUCCACAGCUGCCGAAGGCCCUAUUUCAGGCACAAAUAAUGCUCGGGAUGGUGACAUCACAGAUGAUGCAGAUGACAAAGAGCCAACAGCCCUCUAGCUCCUUGGCACAAUCAUCAUCUCACCUCAAUGAACCAUUUCCACAGCCAGAUGCUAUGAUUUCAGUUGUCUCAAGACCAUCGAGUUUGCCAGCUAACAUACCACCAAACCCAACUGUCCUGCAGGAAUCAACGGCAACACUACAUAAUUUUCCUCAGUAUCAACAUGCAUCUCAGCCUCCAGUCAAAAUGUUUCAACAUGAACAUCAGUCUGGGGUGGCCAUGUUUCAACAUGAACAUCAGUCUGGGGUGGCCGCACAUCCUCCAAUGCUAUCUCUGCCCCUCGGCGGUUCUUCCAAUGUUCCUACUCAACCCACUGUGACUUCAGUAGGCUUAAUCUCACAAGUUGAGCCCCCAUUUAUGCCACAGCACCCUAGACAACCAGUUAUGCCGACAAAUGUACAACAGCUACCGUUGACCCAUCUUCAUCUCCCUCAGGUAGCUGCAGCACCUGAGACACUACCGAAUGAAAUAAGGGUGGCUGAUCAAGCAAGUCAUUUGGCGGAGUUUCCUCAUGCUCCAAAGUUGAGAAAAUUGGAGGAUGGAACCUCUGUGCCUGGAAUGGUAAACAACAGCCCCCCUGUUUAUAAUGCUCCAUCUCAAGCAGUGGCUCCUAGUGGACCAUCAGGGAACUAUAGUGCUGGUUCUGCUAGCUUUCAGCAACCAGAGAAUGAAGUGACGCAGCUCACACCCGACGUGGAAUCAGCUCUUCUGCAGCAAGUAUUGCAGCUGACACCUGAGCAGCUGAGUUCAUUGCCAUUAGAGCAGCAGCAGCAGGUGAUUCAGCUCCAGAAGAUGCUAUCAGCUGGUAACUAGUGCCAACUGAACGGGCAUAACAAAAUUGCCAGUUAAGGUACUUGCACAGCACAACAUGGCAACAAGAGGAAAAUGGACAUGACCAUCGGUUUGUCAGCCACAACACCUGCAACUUGUCAACAUUGUUGGCAUCUCGACGCCUUCAGUUUUGCUCAUGAUUAUUCGUCUCGAUUUCUUUCCUCUGAUCGAGAUAAAAAUGUGAUGGGGGAAGAUAGUGUGAAGAAAGGUGUUCAUUAUCCAUCACUGCUGUAUCAUUAUAGAAAAAAGAAUAAUCUGUAUCAAGAUAAGGGAGGUGCAUCACUGCUUUUCCCAAAUGGGUUGUAACAUCACAUAUUUUUUGCCCUUCAAUUUUUCUCAAAACAAUCACUGAUAGGCAAUGGAUUCGAUGUAUGCAUGAUGAGCUAGAGAUUUGUUAUUUUGUUACCAUAGUUUCCUCAUUUUAUUGUAUUAAGCCUGUUUGGAAGCUCUCA